Molecule: messenger RNA, 1038 nt
Organism: Penicillium vulpinum
Lineage: Eukaryota; Fungi; Ascomycota; Eurotiomycetes; Eurotiales; Aspergillaceae
Product: FAD synthase
Exons: 1
Coding region: 1-1038 (345 amino acids)
Biological process (GO): FAD biosynthetic process
Molecular function (GO): FMN adenylyltransferase activity
Source: RefSeq, a predicted model, not a curated record
AUGACUGAACCGACAGCAAAGGCUGCGCCUUUCCGGCCGCAAGACCACCUCAAACCGUUCCCACCAUUGUCACCAACAACAUCCCAGCCAUUGAAAACAUCAAACCCAACCAAUAAAGAACCCGAGCCGAAUCAGAAUGGAACAGCACACACCAAGAAACAACCCUCGAAUGAUUCAACCAACGACGAAACUAUCCCCCCUCUCCCAACCGUGAUCGCACGCAUUCACGCCCGCGUGCAAGCCUUCCUAAACGAACCCCACGCCCCGGAUACGCUGCUAGCCUCGGUUCAACGGCAAACGCGGAUCUCGCUAGAGGUAGUCAGCACCGCGCUGCAGCGAUACAAGCUCUCUGAACUCUCUCUCUCCUACAACGGCGGCAAGGACUGCCUAGUCCUGCUAAUUUUGUUUCUGGCCGGAUUGCACCCAUCGCGUGUCCGCAAUGACCCGCAAACCCCCACCACAGAUGCAAACGCCAAUGCAAACGCAAACGCAAACGACGCAGACCAUCGCUCCCCCGCAGACCUUGAAGCAGAGGCCCAGAUAGCCGCUGCGACGGUCAUCCCGGCGAUCUACGCGCUUCCCCCUGAUCCCUUCGAUGCCGUCGAAGACUUCGUCGUUUCCUCUGCUGAAGCUUAUCACCUCGCUAUAACAAAGUACACUACUGCGCCGCCGGAUUCUACACUCCGGUCUAGCUUUGAGGAUUAUCUGGCGCGCCACCCUAGUAUCCGGGCUAUAUUUGUCGGUACGCGGCGGACUGAUCCGCAUGGUGCGCAGCUGACGCACUUUGAUCGGACAGAUGGGGGGUGGCCUGAUUUUGUGCGCGUGCAUCCCGUGAUUGAUUGGCAUUAUGCGGAGAUUUGGGCGUUUAUUCGGCAUCUGGAUUUGAGGUAUUGUUCGCUCUAUGACGAGGGUUAUACCAGUCUUGGCGGUACCUCUGAUACGCAUCCUAAUCCGAGAUUGCGGGUUGGGGCUGAUGAACAGUAUCUUCCUGCUUAUCAGCUCACUGAGGAUCUGGAGGAGAGACUUGGGCGCGAAUGA